Messenger RNA from Acomys russatus (golden spiny mouse), 660 nucleotides. Its product is annotated as testis-expressed protein 13C-1-like. The transcript is spliced from 2 exons. Lineage: Eukaryota; Metazoa; Chordata; Mammalia; Rodentia; Muridae. Bases 1 to 660 code for a protein of 219 amino acids. The record is from RefSeq and is a predicted model, not a curated record.
AUGGCUGUGGACUUGAAAGACCCCAAGAGCGGUUUCCGCCACUGCGAUGUGGUUCUGUUCAUCAACGAAGAGGUAACAAGGAACGGUGGUGGCCCUGCCUUCUACCUGACCUUCCGUUCUCGGCCGUGGAAGGAUAUAGAAGAUGGCCUGAAGUCUGUCGUGGUUGAUGCCCAUGUACCGCGCACCAUCAAGAGAGCCUGCGCCUGGAGUGCUCUGGCCCUGGGAGUAAGGGUGGCUACGAGGCAACGACAGAAGCAGAUACAACGUGUUCAACAGCUGUACAGUCAGGUCGAAGAACAUGAGGAAGCCACCUGGACUUUGGCCACAGACAUCCGACGGCUGCGCGAGGAACGGGAUGAAGUGCUCUCGGAGCUUCGCAGUGCAAGGGACAACCUAAAGCAAGUGCUACACGAGCGCGAUACGCUGCACAGAAGGCUGAUUGAGUUUGAACUGUCCCAGCAACUCCUUGCUGAGUCACAAGAUGCUGAUUACCCAGGUACUCCGCCAUGGUCUCUAAUUGUCAAAAAACAUAGAGAAGCUCUUGCCACCGGCUUGCAGAAUGGCCAGUAUGCAGUGUCCCCGAAGAAAACCCAAACAGCACCCAUAACAGUUCUAGAAACUUUGCAUGAGGCUGAAGAAUUUCCAGCUUCCACUAUGUGA